This is a messenger RNA of Halichondria panicea, 1606 nucleotides long. RefSeq lists its product as uncharacterized. The record is from RefSeq and is a predicted model, not a curated record. Lineage: Eukaryota; Metazoa; Porifera; Demospongiae; Suberitida; Halichondriidae. The transcript is spliced from 4 exons. Bases 56 to 1483 code for a protein of 475 amino acids.
AGACUUUAGCAUAUAAAACUAGAGUUAGAGUGUGACACUUUCUACACAGAGAAAAAUGAGAUAUACACUGCAAAGUUUAGUGGUCUUCAUCUGCACAAGUGUCAUUUCAAUAAGAUGUGAAUACAUGCUGAGUGUAAACCUAGUCGACUAUACCAACCCAACUGGACUGUGUGCAGAAUGUGAUAGAUCACUCAAUACAAGUAACCCUGAAGAAACUGUACCAGUGUGUUGUGAUGAAUUUCCUUACAAAUCUGGAAACUGUGACAACACAGGAGAGGAGAGAUGUGACACCAGGUUCCGUUGGACCAUCAGACCAUUCGGUACAUCAUUGGAGACUAGACCUAACUCAAAUUACUACUUCACUGAUUGUGCCCUGUCCCCCAGCACUUGCCCACUCAGUGAAAUUAGUACAACCUUCAGUCAAGGUCCAGCAGCAAUCCUCGGGGUAACACCCAAUCCUCUACUUGUCUCAAACCAACAAUUUUUUUGGGUAGGCCGAAUACAGUUCUUCAUAGAAGCUGUGGACAGUGGACUCCCGAACAUAAUAGACAGUCUGUUGAUUAACCUGGACAACCUCCAACUUGGAGCAAACUUCACAGAGGAGAUGACGUUCACUGGAUUCCACAACAUAUCUCACAUGACCAUGAGUUUCAGAGUCGAGUGCUCUCCUGGUUUCUGUGGGCAUGGCUGUUCGACUACACUUCAGAACAAUCCCCUAGUGGCGACAUGCCAAGCUGAUGGCACUAUAACGUGUAACGAUAAACGAUUUAACCCUUCACCUCUAGUAGCCUCUAACGACUGCCUCUACAACGUGGACACAACAAAAAGCUGUUCGACAUGCUUAUUGAAAUUCUACGACCCAGCAACCAACUGCACCCAUUGUCUACCAGGCUGGGACAUCACCUCUGACUGCACUAGUUGUCUACCUGGAGGGGACACAGCAAGACUCUGUCAAACUUGCAUGGAUAGUUUUAACCCUAAUGCCACUGAGUGUGUGGCUAACUAUGAUCUAAGCACUACAUGCUCAUCGUGUCUGCCUGGUAUCAUUGGCGGAGUGGUCGGAGCUGUGUUUACUGUUGUCCUGGCAACGAUUGUGGUGAUUCUACUCCGGAGAAGAGGCAACAACGAUAGUAAAGUCUCAGAAUCUGUCACAUUGGCACUAGGAGAGAGAUCACAAGCCCCAACCCUUGAAAGUGAAGCUAUACCACUACAGCCCAACCCACUGCAUUGUGUCAGUACUAAUGUUGACAACACUGCUGAAUAUGAGAUAGUGGAGAAACCUAUUAAAAUGAAACAGAACCCGGUUUAUGAUGCUACUAUACAGAGUGAUGCUACUACACAGAGUGAUGAUGCUACUACACAGAGUGAUGCUACACAGUCCGAUGUGGUGUACGAAGUAUUCAAUGAUGAACAGACUAGCCAGGUUGAGAAUGAAGGGAUGGAAGUAACUGAGAGUCAACAGUAUGAUUACAUUCAGAUAUGAACUGCUGACUACACAUAGGGAAUGUUAACAAUGUUACCAAACGUUUGUACAGCAAUGAUUUGAGUUAUAUCCAUGUUUAAGGGUUUUUGCAGCCAACGCAUAUGUUUUGGAUUUUCUAUAGGA